Messenger RNA from Beauveria bassiana ARSEF 2860, 159 nucleotides. RefSeq lists its product as uncharacterized. NCBI's taxonomy places the organism in Eukaryota, Fungi, Ascomycota, Sordariomycetes, Hypocreales, Cordycipitaceae. The record is from RefSeq and is a predicted model, not a curated record. The transcript has 2 exons. Bases 1 to 159 code for a protein of 52 amino acids.
AUGUUCCAUGCCAUGGGUGUCGACGGCGGCGGGUCGCUCGUUGCCGGCGUGGCUACGCUUCUAUCCGUCUACCCGUUUGUGUUCUCGCGAUAUGGGGGCGAAGAGCAUCCAAAAAGUUACGACGAUGCUGAUCUGCAACAGCAUCAGAGCAAUCACUGA